Mytilus californianus (California mussel) is the source of this 8178-nucleotide messenger RNA. RefSeq names its product acetyl-coenzyme A synthetase, cytoplasmic-like. The transcript is spliced from 16 exons. Gene Ontology annotation, molecular function: acetyl-CoA synthetase activity. The record is from RefSeq and is a predicted model, not a curated record. Lineage: Eukaryota; Metazoa; Mollusca; Bivalvia; Mytilida; Mytilidae. The coding region runs from base 53 to 2122 and encodes 689 amino acids. Gene Ontology annotation, biological process: acetyl-CoA biosynthetic process.
GUAAACCUAAAAGCCGCACAACUUUCACUUUGGGGCAAAAGUUAUAAAAGAAAUGGAUAAUUCUGAUGAAACAGCUUGUCUUUUCCCUCCUCCUGAUCGACUCCGUAACGAAUCGCAUGUUAAAUGCAUGGAUGACUACAAGGAAAUGUAUAAGCGAUCAGUGGAAGACCCCGAAGGUUUCUGGGGAGAUAUUGCAAAGCAAUUUUAUUGGGUAUCGCCUCCCACAGGAAAAUUUGUAGAUUAUAAUUUUGACUGUAGAAAAGGUCGCAUAUCUAUAAAGUGGAUGGAGGGUGCUAAAACAAACAUUUGCUUCAAUGCUAUAGACCGUCAUGUCAAUAAUGGACAAGGAGACAAGGUUGCUUUCUUCUGGGAAGGAAAUGACCCAGCUGACCAUGAUUCAGGACAUAUUACCUACUUGCAGCUAAAAGAUAAAAUCUGCAAGUUUGCUAAUAUUUUAAAGCAAUGUGGAAUAAAGAAAGGAGACCGUGUAGCCAUUUAUAUGCCAAUGAUAGUAGAACUUACUGUAGCAAUGUUAGCAUGUGCUAGACUUGGCAUAGUACAUUCCAUAGUGUUUGCUGGAUUUUCUGCUGAAUCUCUUGCUGACAGAAUCUUAGAUGGUCAGUGUUGUGCCAUAGUAACAGCUGAUGGUGUGUGGAGAGGGAGUAAACUGCUCAAUUUGAAAUCCAUAGUAGAUGUUGCCUUAGAAAUUUGUUCAAAAAGGGACCACAAGUUAUCACAUUGUUUUAUUGUGAAGCAUUUGUUACCAAAGGGGCAUAGUGUACAAGAAAAUGGAGAUUUUGUAAAUUAUCCUGAGGAAAUACCUGCCAAAAGACCAACACAUAGUUUAAAGAUAAAUUGGACAGAUGGUCGAGAUAUUUGGUGGCAUGAUGUGAUGGGAACAGCGUCCACUGACUGUGAACCUGAGUGGAUGGAUGCAGAAGAUCCAUUAUUCAUGUUAUACACUAGUGGAUCUACAGGCAAACCAAAAGGAGUGCUCCACACUGUAGGAGGAUAUAUGUUAUACUCUGCCACAACAUUUAAGUAUGCCUUUGACUAUCAACCAGAUGAUAUUUACUGGUGUACAGCUGAUGUUGGGUGGAUUACUGGUCAUACAUAUGUUGCAUAUGGUCCACUCAAUAAUGGUGCUACCAGUAUUAUAUUUGAAGGUACACCAUUCUUUCCUGAUGCUGGAAGAUUCUGGGCCAUCAUAGAGAAAUAUAAAGUGACUAAGUUUUACACAGCACCAACAGCUAUUAGAUCUCUGAUGAGAUAUGGGGAUGAAUAUGUUACAAAAUAUGACAGAUCCUCCUUGAAAGUGUUAGCUACAGUAGGGGAACCAAUUAACCCAGAAGCCUGGCUAUGGUAUCACAAUGUUGUAGGCAAUAAACAAUGUGCUGUGGUGGACACAUUCUGGCAGACUGAGACAGGUGGACACACAAUUACACCAUUACCAGGAGCCACACCAACAAAACCAGGAUCUGCUACAUUCCCAUUCUUUGGAAUUGUACCUGUUAUAAUGUCAGAUGAAGGUGUAGAAAUCACAGAACCUAAUGUAGAAGGAUAUCUGGUAUUUAAACAGCCAUGGCCAGGCCUGAUGAGAACAGUGUAUGGUGACCAUGAGAGAUAUGAAACAACAUAUUUUAAGAAAUUCCCUGGUUAUUACUGUACAGGGGAUGGAGCCAAACGAGACGAGGAUGGCUAUAUCUGGGUAACAGGAAGAAUAGAUGAUAUGGUGAAUGUGUCAGGCCAUUUACUUAGUACUGCAGAGAUAGAAUCUGCUCUGGUAGAACACCCAACUGUCGCUGAGGCUGCUGUCGUCUCUCAUCCUCAUAAAAUUAAAGGAGAAUGUACAUACUGUUUUGUCACACUGAAAGAGGGUAAAGAGUUUUCUGAUGCUUUGAAAAAAGAACUCAUGGAAAGAGUGAGGAAGAAGAUUGGUCCAUUUGCUCAACCAGAUUUUGUACAGAAUGCUCCUGGACUGCCAAAAACAAGGUCAGGGAAAAUCAUGCGCCGUGUACUCAGGAAAAUAGCAGUGGGAGACAAAAAUGUGGGCGAUAUCACAACCAUGGCUGAUGAAACUGUCAUAGAUAAACUCUUCCAACUCCGUCCUCCUGAAGCAUAGAACAAAUCAUUUAUGUAAAUUUAAACUAAGCAAAAACUAAUACAGACAUGACAUAUAUGUGAAAAUAGUUCUUUUUAAUGUAUUAGGACUCACGUCUUUAGUGCAAGUUCAAGAGCUGGUUUUUUCACAAUAAAACAUUUAUAGAUUGAAGGAAUUUUAAUAUUUUCAAACACUGUUAACCAUUAUUGACCAUAAGACCAUAUAAAACUAACUUACUAACUUUCUUUUUCUCAGACAUGAUCAAUUUAUGCCAGUCAAUAAUUGUCUAAUGGCCCAUUUAAAUUGAAGGAUGGUCAAAAAUUACUUCAGAUAAGUGCAUUAGAAUUUCUUUAACUUUUAUUAUUUGAGCAUAAGUAACAAUUUAGGUAAGGUUCCAAACAGCUUUAUUGUGAUUUGUCUGUAUCAAAUGUAUUUUAUGUUUGCUAUCUAUAAAAGAAAUAUCAGAAAUAUAUUCGAGAACUUUAACAUUUGAAAUUUCAUUAUCAAUAUUAGUGUUGAAUUGCAAGAAAGAGGCUUCUAUUUUUUUUUAUCUGAUCUCUUUUCUAUUUUUUUAAAUUAAGUGCUUAUGAUCAUGAACCAAAUAUAUUUUUUAUGGCCUCUUUAUUUUAACUGUUAUUUCUUUGUUAAUUCUUUUUUAAGUGCAAUAUUAUCAUCUAUUGUAUCAUUUUUUGUAUUUAAAUCAUUGGAUCUGUUUAUACAUUGAAUACAAAAUACAGAAAACAUUUUGAAAAGGUGGCAAACUUUUCUAUAUGUUUUUUUUCUUUACUGGUGUAAGAUUAUAUAUCUGUUGACAUAAUUAGCUGUAUUAAAAGAUAUUUUCUAUCAAGCAGACAUAAAGAAUCUGUGUCAUUCUGAAGAAGAAGAAUAUUUUAUUUCCAAUUAGGGGCCCCAAAGGGCAUAAACAUUACAACAUGAAUAAUUUUCACAAUACAAUACAAACAAUGAGAUAAAAAACAAAAACAAAAUAAAGAACCAUUCAAGUUCUUAAAGUAAUAUAUAGAUAAAGAACCUAUAAUUUGAAACAUAUAAUGCAUUAUAAUGCAAGUGUGGUUGAUAUAGAUAACAAACAAACAGCCAAAAAUAGUUAUUUUUUUAUGAAAAUAGGUUUGUUUGUUGGAACAUCACUAUUGCUGUAUUUAGAUAAAUUUACUAUAUUGUAAUACUUUAUUUAUGAAAUAGCUGUAUUUUUCUAAUUGAGGUCAGUUGCUUGUUGUUAAAAAUUAAAUAAUUGCUACUGAUAAUACAUUUUUAUUUGGUUAGUGUUAAUGUUUUAAUCAUUGCAAAAAGACCAGUCAUACUUUAAAUCUUUAAAUGACAUUGCUAAAUACAUUUCAACUACAUUUUUCAACUGGCAAUUUUUUCAAAUAAAAAAUGUACUUUUCAUGAAUUCUUUACUAUAGUCGAAAGUUACAAAGGCCAAAUUUUACUUAAACAUGAUAACGGUUUUAAAUACUCAUAAAAAAGCUAGAUAUUGUUAUUGUAAUAUUCAGGACAUGUUCCUCGGAGUUAUUUUUCUAUGACUUUUUUAAUACAGAAUUAUAUUUAGCAUAAACAUCUAUAUAAAAUUGAGAAUGGAAAUGGGGAAUGUGUCAAAGAGACAACAACCCGACCAAACAGCAGAAAACAGCCCAAGGCCACCAAUGGGUCUUCACCACAUGUUUGCCAUGGUUUCUGAAUAAAAAUGACAUGAAUAUAUAAUCUCUUUUUCAGAUAUGUUAAAAAUUUAAACAUUUAGGUAAAUUUUGUGAGAAUUUGUCAGUAGGAGUUACAAGUGCUUUUAUGAAUUCUAAAAUAUUCAAGGAAGUUUUCUUUUACAGUCUUGAGUUAUUCUAGAAAAGGUUUUUGCAGUAGGUACAUAUAAAUGUGGAGUACAUUGUAUAAUUAUUUUAAUGUUCUCUCAUGAAAUUUUGAUCAAACUGCAAACUAAAACUAAAUGUGCUUUCAAAUUUUCUUGCAAUUGGUGCAUUUCAUUGUAAUUUUAUCCAGGGCUAUUUAAAAAAAAUUCAAGUAUUGAAACCAAAAUUACUUGUGUAGGAGCGUUAUUACAUCAAAAUGAAAGUCAUGUAUAGCGAGCUGUUUCACCCAAGCAAUAUUGAUUUAGAUUCAUAAAUGGUGGAGUAGUGGACCAACUGCUUCGCUUUUGUCUUUUUCUUUUGGCCAUGGUGUUGUUUAUCCUUUCAUUCAUUAUGAUGAUUUCACACUUGUUAAUUUCUUACUUUUUCUGUUUAAAUAGCUCUCGAUAAAGUUCAAAUUGAACUGAACAGUUGCAAGUAAAUUUAUAACUUAUUGUGUAUGUAUUCUUUCUAUACUAUAUAUGGAUGUUUAAAAUAUUACUGAAAGAGAAAAUGGUUUUUAUUGGGAAAACUAUAAAUUAAAUUACAGUUUUUGUCUCGCCUUGACAGAGUCAAAAAACGAGACAUUGGUAUGCUGUUUCCGGCAGCGGGGGCGGCGUCAACAAUGUAUUAGUUUGUAAUUAGGUCUAGUUUAUGGUGACCCACUAGCGGUAGGUCAAUGAUAUUUAGUAUGCAGUUGAAUUUGCAUUGGCACAUCUCAUUUCCAUGGAGAUUAUUUGGCCCUGCCCCCUCAGUCAUGGUCUAUUGACUUUGAAACUUUCACUUAGUUUACAUGUAUUAAUUUGUGAUUAGGUCAGUUUCUGGGGAACCACUAGUGGUAGGUCAAUGAUAUUUGGUAAGCAGUUGUAUAAGCAUUGGCAUAUCUCAUUUCCAUGGAGAUUGUUUGGCCAUGCCCCCUCAGUCAUGGUCUAUUGAAUUUGAAACUUUUACUUAGUCUACAUGUAUUAGUUUGUGAUUAGGUCAGUUUCUGGGGAACCACUAGUGGUGGGUCAAUGAUAUUUGGCAUGCAGUUGUAUAAGCAUUGGCACAUCUCAUUUCCAUGGAAAUUAUUUUGCCCCACCUCCUCAGUCAUGGUUAAUUGACUUUGAAUAUUUUUCAUAACUUGCAUUUUAGAGUAUUGCUAUUUUAAUUUCAACACUUGCAUUUUACUAUCAAAAUAACAAAAAGGUGAGACAUAUCUCUAUGUUAACAGUUUAUUAUUACUAUUUGUUGGGAGCUUAGAUUUGUUCUUGGUUUUUCAAAAUUUGAUAGAAACAUUUAACAGUAAAAUAAAAUGGCAUUGUUUCUUUUGAAUCUCAAACUGUACUACUGCUCAAGUUUGUAAGACAGCAUGUGAAAAAAGAAUAUCAACAGUCAUUUGAGUUUGUGUCUUGUUUUUAGACCCUAUAUCUAUGUUCGAACUUAAUGUUUAUUUUGUUUAUUUAUAGAUUUUGCACAUGCCCUACUAUUUACUUACUCGAUUAUUUUAUCACAUAUAGUAUUGUUAGAAAUAUAUAGCACAACAUAUUUAACCAUUUGUUUUAUAGUUAAGUUGAAAACUUAUAAAAUCAAAUCUUACAAUUCAAGGAAUUAUGAAUUUUAUUUGAAUCUCUUGGAAAAAGAGUUUAUGCAUUUAAAUUUUGAUACUUUUGUACACACAAGUCACCAUACUCCCAAUAAAAUCAGCAAAAUAAGAACAAAAUUCUAUUUGAAUAGAAACUGAUUUUUUCAGGAGAUAAUUAAAUCAGUCACUUGAAGGGAAUAAUAAAAAAAGGUGUGGAUAGGGUAUUUUGUUUAAAUUUCACAGAGCACUGAAAACAAUGGUCAGGUUGCAGUAAUGUCCAUUUUAAUUAUCUCCCCUGAAUUGAACACAUUGAUUUAGAAUUAUCUCCCCAUACAAAAUCAUAUUCUAUAAACGAUGAAUGAGUCUUGAAUGAUGAUUUAUGUUUAGGUAACUGUGAUUGGUAACUUAUUCAGAAUGAUGUCAUGUUAUUGGUAGAUUUGUUGACAUCAGCAUGAUAGUUGUCCUAUCAGAUCAGUUUAGCAAUGUCAAUCUAUAUUAAAGAAUGAAUUUCAUUACAGUCUAGUGAUACUAUUUUAGUUAAUUUUAUAAAUGAUUAUUCCAUUGUAGCAUUUUCUCCUUAUUUGAAAUUUUUACUUUUAUUAACCUUUGUUAUCUUUUUAUAAUUCUAGAAAUGAUUGUUUUUCAAGGACAUGGUUUUUGUGGUCAGUGCAAUUUAUUUUACUAUACAUGUCCAGGAAGCCAAUCAAAUGUAAGGCAAGAAAUUGUUGUUUGACACAAAUUUCUAUAUUAUUCUUAUGGUUUUUAUCACAAUAAACAAACGUUCUAAUAACAGUCCUGAUUAGUUUCCUUUAGACCUUAAAAAGCCAAAUUAUUUGAUGAUUAUGAAUGAUGGAAAUCUGGAAAUCUUGAAGAAAAUCCUGCACUUUUUUCAAAGAUUACAAUGUGUUUAACUAAUUUGUUUUCUAAGUUGAAUUAUUUUCACAAAAUAGUGCAUAAUAAUGAAAUUUCAUAUUGGAUAUUACUAUUUUAUUGAAAUUGGGUACAUGUAAUUGUUUAAAAGAUUUUAAGCAGUUUUAUUUUGGUUGUGUUCAUGGAGAUUAUAAUCGUACCCAGCAUUAGUGGAAAGGGUAUCUCUUGUUAAUGUUGUUCAGUGUUGAUGGAGAUUAUAAUCGUACCCAGCAUUAGUGGAAAGGGUAUCUCUUGUUAAUGUUGUUCAGUGUUGAAUGAUAUAUGUAUGUGUUAAAUAUAGAACCACUUUGUAUCUACAUGUUUUAUACAAAAUAAUUUCACGUUAUUUAAUCUAAACAUAUAUUGUACACAGGGAAGACAUUUUUGAAUAAUUUGAAUAUUGAUUUUUACUAAUGGUAUGUACCUGCUUUUGCACUCUCAAAAGGUGGAUUUAGACAUUAAUAUAUUGAUAGGGUAAAGCUACUUGCUGAAAUGGAUGUGAAUUGAUAUAUUUUAAUUUUAUUUAUUAAAAUGAUAGUAUAUGUUAUAAAAUUAAAUCUAAAUUAUAGAAUGAAAUAUGCAUUUCUGAUUCUUCGCGAAAAGGCAUAUUGUUUACUGACCAAAUGUAACACUGUUUGGAGAUGCAGUUUAGAUAAUAAAUAGAUUGAUAUUUACUUGUAGGAUAAGAUAUCUAUACAUUGAUACAGUCAAUCUGGUUUAAAGUAAUUCAUAAGGAAUCUUGACAUCUAUCAACUGUUACUGUAAACAACACAUAUAUUUCACAGGAAUAAAAAGCUUAAAAUAAUAAUUUGUUUCAAUUAUAACUAUAGAUUAUUUAUUAUUCCUUUUGAAUUUUAGAGUUGGGGUGUGGUCCUUUGGUUUCAUUAGAUAAUAUUUAAAUGCUUUUCAGUUACAUAUCAAUAAAUCUGUUUUACUCUACCAAGGGUAGUUGUUUUUACUCUAUCAAGGGUAGUUGAUACAGUUUCAAGGGAGAUAAAUGUCAAAGCUCAAUGUCCUGUUGUUACUAGAUAAUGAAAUCAAAUCACAGAAUAGAAAAUCUAAAAAAUACAGUUAUUCCCUAAAUUAGAAAGGAAAUGUUUUGUCAUUUUUACAUGAAACUGGGGAAAUAUUGGUUUUUGUCAGAAUGUAUCUCAGCAACUCUACUUUCUUGAAUCCAUCAAAUUUUUGCAGACUUCUUUUUCUCUUUAAAACUAUUGAUUCAAUUGUAAAUCUACAAAAUGUACGACAUAUUAAAAUGAGGUUAAUUUUAUAACUAUAUACAAAUGAAAGAUAUUUGAAUUUGCAAAAAUAACUAGCUUUAAGAAAAUAAAAUGUUUUUAGAAGUAAAAAAUAAUCCAUGAAUAUUCUAAAUAAAGACUCAAUUGUCAUAGAUAUUUAAUACCUUACUCUGACAUAUAUUUUUAUUUGUUUUGUUAAAUAGUGCAAUAAAUAUAGCAAUACUUUACUUAUAAAUAAAAAAAGAUAGAUUUUUAUAGUGGCAACUUGCAAUUAAUUUUUAGAAAUUAAUCCCAGCUGUUAAAAAUUGUUUACAUCAGUACAAUCAUCAACUUAUUAAAUGGAUUUAGAUUUUGACUGUUUCAAAGUUUACAAUAGGUAGGAAUGAGGGAUGAUCUAAAGGUGUCAAAAUUUUAUGUUCAGUCCCUUUAUAAAAAAGUCUCAUAUAAAUGUCUUCACCUAGUUUAGAAUCAAUAUUAAAUUAUGUAGUAAUGCCAAUAAAUUAUAACAUGGAA